AUGGGAUCUUUUAGAAGAACGUUGUCAAUGCCAGCACCACAAUCUGGAGAUCAUUCAGUCAUUCACGAGGAAACACCAGCAACAGUUUCUCAAGCAUUAUUAUCUAAAUCACUUUCCUCCAACAAUUCCGACCACAACCCACUCCUCAUAGGCAGUCUGUUCCCUCGUUCCUUUAGUACCUUAUACUACACCUUCUACAAAGCUCAAACUUCAGUCCUAGGUCUUCUCCCAAAAAGGUCGUCGUCCGGCCGGAAUUUCGAACGUCAGAAAUCGUCAAAAUCAGGGAACAUUUGGUGGAGGAGGGCAUUCUUUCAUUUCUUGAUAUGGUUCUUGCUCGGAAUCUUCAUCGGGUUCACCCCGUUUGCUUCCCCGGAAUUUUCCAUCAAAUUCCUCACCCAACAUCAAGAGUUUGCCUACGACAAGUUGCAACCCGUUGAGAAAUUAUUAAAACGAUCAAAGCCAAAUUAUCAUCACGGGAGUAUUCAUCUUGCUAGCCCUUUAUUAUUAUUAAACAACAAUAAUGAUUCAUCAUUAAUUGAUCAUCAAGAAACGAGUUUGAAUUAUAAUGCUUUAUUAUUCGACAAGCUUUUGAUUGUGGUGACACCAAUUUAUGGUCGUUCGUUUGAGGCUUAUUAUGUAAAUCGUUUGGCGAAUACUUUGAGACUGGUCCCACCUCCGCUGUUGUGGAUUGUGGUCGAGAUGACGUCACAGUCUCUUGACAUAGCUGAGUUGUUGAGGAAUUCGGGAGUUAUGUUUAGGCAUUUGGUUUGUGAAGAGAAUUUAGUUGUAGACUUGAACGUGGAUCGAAGCAUGCAUUUGAGAAAUGUGGUUCUUGCUCACGUUGAAACACAUAAGCUCAAUGGGAUCAUUUUCUUUGCCAAUUACGACAACAUUUACUCCACUGAUCUCUUUGAUCAAAUGAGGCAAAUCAGGCGUUUUGGAACAUGGAAGGUAGGUCAAGUUGAGAAAGAAGAAACAAAUGCAAUCGUGGAAGGUCCGGUGUGUAACGGUUCCAAGGUUAUAGGAUGGCACACAAAUGAAAUCCCAAAUAAGUUCAAAAGAUUCCAUUCUGGAGUAUCAGGUUUUGCCUUCAACAGCACUAUACUUUGGGAUCCAAAGAGAUGGAAUAAGCCUAUUCUCAAACCAGUUAGGUUCCUUCACACUGUCAAAGAAGUCUUUCAACUUCCAUUUAUCCCUUCCCUUUCCCCAAUGUUCAAUGCUUGCCUAGACUAUUAUUAUUGCCCUAAGGGUGUAGUUUUUGCUAAAUCGUCGACUUCAUCGUCAACCGCUGAAUCCGGUGUUGAACCGGCAGAAUUGAGACGGACGGAGACUAAGGAGGCGGCUGUGAAUCCAGUUUAUAAGCCGACGCCUUCGAAUCGCCCGCUUCGGACCCCUCAUAGCGGAUAUCAUUUUGAUGGAAGUCCGCGGCAAUUUUUUGAGGGGUGGUACUUCAAGGUAUCAAUACCAGAAUGCAGACAAAGCUUCUGCUUUAUGUAUUCUGUAGAGAAUCCUGCGUUCACCAAGAGAUUGAACACCCUGGAGGUACUACAAUAUGGAACUAAAUUCACUGGAGUUGGAGCUCAAAUUCUUGGUGCUGAUGACAAGUAUAUUUGCCAAUUCACUGAAGACUCUUCAAACUUCUGGGGAAGCAGACAUGAGUUGAUGCUUGGGAAUACCUUCACUGCCCAGAAAAAUAUGCGGGCUCCAAAUAAGGAGGUUCAUCCUCAGGAGUUCAAUCGAAGAGUUGAAGAAGGUUUUCAAGUCACCCCAUUAUGGCACCAGGGCUAUAUUUGUGAUGAUGGAAGGACAAAUUAUGCAGACACUGUGAAGACUGCAAGAUGGGAAUAUAGUACCCAACCCAUCUAUGGAUGGGGAAAUGUUGACUCAAAGCAAAAGUCCACUGCAGGAUGGCUUGCUGCAUUCCCUGUAUUUGAACCCCACUGGCAAAUAUGCAUGGCGGGGGGGCUUUCAACAGGAUGGAUAGAGUGGGAUGGAGAAAGGUUUGAGUUUGAAAAUGCUCCUUCCUAUUCAGAGAAGAAUUGGGGCGGUGGCUUCCCCAAAAAGUGGUUCUGGAUCCAGUGCAAUGUUUUUGAGGGUGCAAGUGGAGAAGUUGCUCUUACAGCUGCUGGUGGACUGAGACAACUUCCUGGAUUAAGUGAGAUUUAUGAAAACGCGGCUCUGGUGGGGAUCCACUUUGGAGGUGUAUUUUAUGAAUUUGUACCGUGGACCGGAGUUGUUAGCUGGGAAAUCGCCCAAUGGGGUCGUUGGUUUAUCUCUGCAGAGAAUGAAAAAUAUAAGGUGGAAUUGGUGGCAACAACAACAGAACCAGGCACAACCUUGCGUGCUCCCACUGUGGAGGCUGGGCUAGCCCCAGCCUGCAAGGAUACUUGCACUGCGGAGCUAAGAUUGCAAUUAUGGGAGCGAAGAUCUGAUGGCAGUAAAGGAAAUAUUAUUUUGGAUGUCACCAGUAACAUGGCAGCUGUGGAAGUUGGAGGAGGACCAUGGUUUACCCCAUGGAAGGGUAAGACGAACACCCCUGAAAUAGUGAGCCGUGCUCUUACACUUCCUGUUGAUUUGGAGGGAUUUUUGGAUUCAGUUCCCUUGUUGAAACCCCCUGGUCUGUAA
Molecule: messenger RNA, 2625 nt
Organism: Oldenlandia corymbosa var. corymbosa
Lineage: Eukaryota; Viridiplantae; Streptophyta; Magnoliopsida; Gentianales; Rubiaceae
Source: the annotation of a GenBank genome assembly